This is a messenger RNA of Heterobilharzia americana, 580 nucleotides long. NCBI's taxonomy places the organism in Eukaryota, Metazoa, Platyhelminthes, Trematoda, Strigeidida, Schistosomatidae. The record is from the annotation of a GenBank genome assembly.
GAAAAGCAUAAAAAUUGAAAGAACCGAUAGUAUAAAUUCAUCUUUUUGACAAGCCAGCAAAAGAUUAAGAAAUCAUUCUUUUUACUUAAAAAUGUGGAUUGUUAUUUUCAUUUAUUUAUCAUUGAUAGAGAACUUAUUAUUUACUUCAGCUAAACUUGAUGAUCGUGGUCGACAAAUGAACUCAUGGUCGAGCUCAAACGUUUCACUAGUUGGUUCAACAGGUAACCUAACGUGUUAUGAAUGUUUAAAUUGUGGGAGCUUAAUUAAUGGUACGAAAAAAGUGAAGGGAUGUGGUGCUUGUGUGAAAAUUGUUUCCAAGAUAAAUAAAGGACAGUUACUGAGAUCGUGUGAUGUUUCUUGUAAGAAUAUUCCGUCCAUGAUAGAUGCAGAAAUUUAUUGUUGUGAAACCGAACUAUGUAAUUCAAUGUUCAAAUUCACUGUAAACUUUAAAUUCAUUUUUCUAUUCGCUUUUAUUUCUAUUGUUACAACAUGUUUCAGAAAGUUGUAAUAAACACUUUAAGUGCUGAGUGCACAUAGUAAUGAUUUUAUCUAACCAUUGAGUUAACUUUAGUAAAGAAAA